Molecule: messenger RNA, 713 nt
Organism: Thecamonas trahens ATCC 50062
Lineage: Eukaryota; Apusomonadida; Apusomonadidae
Exons: 1
Coding region: 1-669 (222 amino acids)
Source: RefSeq, a predicted model, not a curated record
AUGGCUGCCGCGGUGACGUCGGGGCCCAACUCGGCGGUCAAGAGCCUGUCGCAGCGGACGCGGCGGGCCGAGUCGGUGGCGUUCCGCUCGCUGCUGCUGCCUCGUGUGGACGAGGGCGCGACCGCCGGCGAGGCAGGCGGCGGCGGCGGCUUGCCGACGCUGAUGGGCAAGCCACCGCCGCAAACGGCGGCAUAUCGGGCCUAUGCGGCGUUUAUACCUGCAGCUGUGCCGCAGGUCGAGGUCUCGGCGGAAGAGAAGGCCGAUCGACGACGGCGAAGGCAGCAGCGCAAGGCGGCUAAGGCGGCCAACCUGCGCUGGUUGCCGCAGGCCAUGGUGUCGAACCCCGAGUCUGUACCAGAGGCAUCGGUCGUCAUUCGGCGUGCUCUCUCGCCAACAGGCACGUCGGUGGCUGUGACCCGGGUCGGCGCGCGCGGCCCGGCCGGUGCCGCCCGCGAUCGGCGGCGAAUGGCGCGAUCGGCCGCCCGCCGGAGCCGCGGCCUCGGCGCCCUCGACGCCCGCAUUGUCGGCGGCGUCCACGAGGUCGAGGCGCUCGCCGGUGCCUGCCCAGUGGCCCAGGCCCAGUCGGCCCGCAUGCGCCGGCAUGUCGCCCGCGUCAAGCACCGCCGCCAGCUCGGCCUCGAGCUCGUUGCCGAUGACGACUACUACUAGGCUACUAGGCCAGCACGUGGGCGGUGGCGUAUGGCAAUGAACGC